CACCCAAUCGAAAUAGACUCUGAAGACAUAUGUCAUCAAGGAUUGUAUUUGAGCCAAGCCAGAAUAGAUAAAGAGAUGGAAGAAAAGAGACAAAAAGCCAUUGAAGACCUCUUCACUAAAAGAGUCAUUGUACCAUCUCCUUGGACAGAUCACAGUGGGAAACAGGUUUCUCAACUUAAUUCAAAAGUAGCUGUGCAACCUGGCAAAAGUAAUGCUGCUUGCCAAACUGUAUUGUCUCUUCCUGUAGAUUUUGACAUGGAAAAAAAUUAGUUCCAGGGCCGAGGUGAAUAUUUUAAAAUGGAUGAAUUAGCUGACCAGUCUCAGGAAAGCCUGAGUACUUCCUCACUGAGAGGAAAACUGUUUUUAGAUGAGAAUGGAAGCCUCUCCUCUGAGAACUCAUCCCCUGCUUUUCACAGUCCACACAAUGUUCCAGCCUCCCUUGGAGUACUGUAUUCAAUAGACAUCUCUCCAGUCCAUUGUAGAAGUCCUCUAAAUACAUCAAGCUCACGCCAGUUUUCCUCCAGACCUAUUCAGAAAGGUAUGAGGACUUACAGUUUGGGCAGCCUAACUAGUCCAUCAUUUCCAGAGAGAAAUCCUGCAUUUACUGCUUUUCCAACUUUCUCUCCAACCGGUAUUCAGAUAAGGAAGACGCCACUAUCAGAACAAAGGCACUUCACUUUUAGUUCUCCAGACAUGCCUUCUGUUUCAAAUGCAUGCCAACCAGCUCCUCCUUACAGCAUCAGUUCUUACACAGAAUGUUCUCCAUUAAAAAAUGGCUCUCCCAUGAGAACUGUGGCAUGCCGAGGAGCAACAGUGUAUCAGACCUCCCUCAUUUGCUUACCUUCUACUCCUGAAAGUUCCAGUGAAAAGCAGCCAGAGGUGGAGGCAGCAAGUGCUGUGGCUGAAGAAAAUCCGUCACCAGCACAGGCAAAAGUCAACCUGCACCCAUUGAAUGGAGAUGCCUCCACACAUGGCACACAUUUAGUGGUUGCCCGAAUGUCCAUUUCACCAGAGCAUUCUGAAGGCAACAAACAAGGGGUGACACUGAUCCAUGAUCUUGAUAGUUUCAAGGAAAACCAUUUGGUGGAUAUGGAUGAUCCAAGGAUGUUGGAAGAGGACUCAGUAAAAGGAUCAGCUGAAAAUGGUGGUAUGCCAAUAGCUGGCUUGAACUUCGAAGGUUCUUGCAUCUGUAUGUUGCCUCUUGCUGAAAGCAGUGCCAGUCCCUGUGAGAGCAGUAGUCUUCAGGUGGACAGUGGUUACAAUGGCCAGACUUGUACCAGUAGUCUUAUGGACACAGUUGGAUCUGAGAUGAGUUGCAAAGAGAAUGAUAUGCAUCUUUGUGAGAUUCAGAACAAAACAAAACAGAAGCUACAUAAGACUCCAAAAUGUGCAAAUGAGAGGGGGAAAAACAAGCUUGUUGAAUUCUUUCAUUUCCACCUUGAACUGCAUCCAAUAUGGAAAUUCAUUGCAAUGAAAGUGCAAUUGUUCCUCAUGUGA
This is a messenger RNA of Sceloporus undulatus (fence lizard), 1497 nucleotides long. RefSeq names its product protein aurora borealis-like. Gene Ontology annotation, molecular function: protein kinase binding. The record is from RefSeq and is a predicted model, not a curated record. Gene Ontology annotation, cellular component: cytoplasm; nucleus. Gene Ontology annotation, biological process: regulation of mitotic spindle organization; regulation of mitotic nuclear division; activation of protein kinase activity. NCBI's taxonomy places the organism in Eukaryota, Metazoa, Chordata, Lepidosauria, Squamata, Phrynosomatidae.